Malus domestica (apple) is the source of this 1739-nucleotide messenger RNA. RefSeq names its product S-adenosylmethionine synthase 2. Gene Ontology annotation, molecular function: ATP binding; methionine adenosyltransferase activity. Gene Ontology annotation, biological process: S-adenosylmethionine biosynthetic process. Gene Ontology annotation, cellular component: cytosol. NCBI's taxonomy places the organism in Eukaryota, Viridiplantae, Streptophyta, Magnoliopsida, Rosales, Rosaceae. The record is from RefSeq and is a predicted model, not a curated record.
GCAGCUUGGGGGGUGUGGAGGGCCACCCACAUUCCCUAUAAAUUGGGACCUCAAAACCCUUACUUCCUCGAACCGCUUGAGGAGGAAACCACAAAAACCCAUUCUUUUCCUCUACUCAAGCAACUCUCUCCCCCUUAUCUCUCUCUCGAUUCCCAGAUUGUAAGAUAUGGAGACCUUCUUGUUCACAUCCGAAUCAGUCAAUGAGGGUCACCCAGACAAGCUCUGUGACCAGAUCUCCGAUGCAGUGCUCGAUGCCUGCCUCACACAAGACCCCGACAGCAAGGUCGCCUGCGAGACCUGCACCAAGACCAACAUGGUCAUGGUCUUCGGAGAAAUCACCACCAAGGCCAAUGUGGACUAUGAGAAGAUCGUUCGUGACACAUGCCGGACAAUUGGUUUCGUAUCAGACGAUGUGGGUCUUGAUGCCGACAACUGCAAGGUUCUUGUGAACAUUGAGCAGCAGAGUCCUGACAUUGCUCAAGGUGUCCAUGGUCAUUUCUCCAAGAGGCCUGAGGAAAUUGGUGCUGGUGACCAAGGCCACAUGUUUGGGUAUGCUACUGAUGAGACCCCCGAGCUCAUGCCACUCACCCACGUCCUUGCAACCAAGCUUGGUGCCAAGCUCACUGAGGUUCGCAAGAACGGCACUUGUGCCUGGUUGAGGCCUGAUGGCAAGACCCAAGUCACUAUUGAGUAUUUCAAUGACAAGGGUGCCAUGGUCCCAAUUCGCGUCCACACCGUCCUGAUUUCAACCCAGCACGAUGAGACCGUGACAAACGAUGAGAUUGCCGCUGAUCUCAAGGAGCAUGUUAUCAAGCCUGUGAUCCCAGAGAAGUACCUUGAUGAGAAGACCAUCUUCCAUCUCAACCCAUCUGGCAGAUUUGUGAUUGGGGGCCCUCAUGGUGACGCUGGUCUCACCGGCCGCAAGAUCAUCAUCGACACCUAUGGAGGAUGGGGUGCUCACGGAGGUGGUGCCUUCUCAGGCAAGGACCCAACCAAGGUGGACAGGAGUGGUGCCUACAUUGUGAGGCAGGCUGCAAAGUCCAUUGUGGCCAAUGGACUUGCAAGGAGGUGCAUUGUGCAGGUUUCCUAUGCCAUCGGUGUGCCCGAGCCUUUGUCAGUGUUUGUUGAUUCUUAUGGCACCGGAAAGAUCCCUGACAAGGAGAUCCUCAAGAUUGUGAAGGAGACAUUCGAUUUCAGGCCAGGCAUGAUCUCCAUCAACCUGGACCUCAAGAGGGGUGGCAAUGGAAGGUUUUUGAAGACCGCCGCCUACGGACACUUCGGGAGGGAUGACCCCGACUUCACCUGGGAGGUUGUCAAGCCACUCAAGUGGGACAAGCCCCAAGCUUAAAGCUUUAAUGGCGGCUCUUCAGUCUUCACCCCUUCGAAUCAAAACAUUGAAUUGAAUUAAGCCUCUGCUGCUCUCGCUCUCUCUCUCUCUCUCUAUACAGGCAUUGCGCCAUUUGGGUUUUCUUUUAUUAGUAUUUUUAUAUUUUCGUGUUCUUUGAAGAAUGUGUCAUUAGUAGUUUAUGAUUAUGAGGGGUUAACGGGGGUGUCAAAAAAAACAUAUGGAAAGUUGUGGGGGGUUUUUUUUCAAGGUUGUUUUGCUACCUCUGCUCGCAGAGAUUAAUAAGAUUUGACAGACACAGAGGUGGUUUUGCGGUGGAGUAGCAACUAUGUUCAUUUGUUGUUGUGCACAUUGGCAAGUUGCAUUUCUAAUACAAUUGAUGUGUUUUUUCUCA